AUGACUACCACAUACAAACUCCACGAUGUAGAGUCCUUGAUUGACUGGUUUAUGGAAUUGGACAAGAACAAUGACGAGAAAGUGGACAAGAAGGAACUGAUCGCAUACUACAAAGAUAAAGGUGUCUCCGAGACCAAAAUAAAUGAAUGGAUGGAGCAUUUUGAUGCCGACAAUGAUGGAAAGAUUUCUCUGAUGGAAUUCUGUCGCGGUCUUGGUUUGCGAAUUGACGAAAUCCGUGUUGAACAGAAGGAACGAGCAAUCCAAAGGUCCGGCAAAGCCCCGGCCCUGAGCCCCGAUAUUGAAAUGAUCGCGACCACAAUGGCGCAACCACGUCAGGUUGAAGUAACCGAGAAAUUCAAGAAAUUGGUCGAGGCACACAACAGCAAGGAUGAGGAGAUGAAAGAUGUAGCACACGAGCUGAAAACAUUCUUGGACGAUACAUAUGGUCGUGUGUGGCAGUGCGUUAUCCUCACCGGCUCGUACUGGAUGCAGUUCUCGCACGAACCGUUCUUGUCCAUCCAAUUCCGAUUCGGGCGUUACAUCUGCUUGGCUUGGCGUACCCCACGAGGUUAG
Echinostoma caproni is the source of this 573-nucleotide messenger RNA. The record is from the annotation of a GenBank genome assembly. Lineage: Eukaryota; Metazoa; Platyhelminthes; Trematoda; Plagiorchiida; Echinostomatidae.